Molecule: messenger RNA, 2388 nt
Organism: Saxophila tyrrhenica
Lineage: Eukaryota; Fungi; Ascomycota; Dothideomycetes; Mycosphaerellales; Extremaceae
Gene: ERB1
Product: Ribosome biogenesis protein erb1
Exons: 2
Coding region: 1-2388 (795 amino acids)
Biological process (GO): maturation of LSU-rRNA from tricistronic rRNA transcript (SSU-rRNA, 5.8S rRNA, LSU-rRNA); ribosome biogenesis
Cellular component (GO): preribosome, large subunit precursor; PeBoW complex
Molecular function (GO): ribonucleoprotein complex binding; protein binding
Source: RefSeq, a predicted model, not a curated record
AUGGCGCAGAGGGCAGGACAGAAGAGAAAGGUGGUUGAGGUCCCGCGACCACAGCCUGAUCCGCAAGAGGAGGACGAGCUGGACGCCGUAGCUCUCAAUGGAGCGCUCGAGGACAACGACAGUGAAGAAGAGAGCGAGGGCAGCGAAGAGGCUGGGCUUGAUGAGGAUGAGGACGAGGACGAGCUGGAAGACGAUGAGAUAGAGAGCGACGAGAUCCCAUCAUCGGAGGACGAGGAAGACGUUCGGGCGCAAGUCGACAAGCUCAGGACCAACGACAGACCCAACACACCACCCGCGAAGCUGAUGGGCAGCGAUACCGCAAAGGAUGUCAGCUCACUAUCACCAGAAACUCCAAUGAAGCAGCUGGGACAGGAAGGUAGAAAGCGGAAACAACUCCUCAGAACGGAGGUGGAUGCCAAUGGUGAACCACGGUAUAUCUACAACGAGAUUGAACCCAACUACGACUCCGACGACUCCGACUUCCUUGUGCCUACCAACACAAUCGGCAACAUACCUCUGUCAUACUACGACGAGUACCCUCACAUCGGCUACGACAUCAACGGGCGUCGGAUCGCACGGCCUGCGAAAGGCGAGGCGCUCGACUCGCUGCUGGACAGCAUAGACAUUCCUGAAGGAUGGACUGGCCUCACUGAUCCGAACACUGGAAAGCCCAUGCAACUCAGUGGUGAUGAUCUUGAAGUACUCAAGAAGCUCACACGUAAUGAAGCUCCUGGCGAAGGCUACGACCCGUACCCUGACAUGGUCGAGUACUUCACUGGCAAAGGAAUGGAGAUGACCAUGCCGUUGUCUGCCGCACCCGAGCCCAAGCGGCGUUUCGUCCCGUCUAUGCAUGAGCACAAGCGUGUCAUGAAGAUGGUGAAGGCGAUCAAGGAGGGGAGGAUAAGACCCUACCGAGCACCGACUGAAGAAGACAAGGAGCAGGAUGAUGCUGAGCAGGACUUCGCUUCGUACGACAUCUGGUCGAACGAGAUCCCACGUCCGGACCAUCCAAUGAACGUGCCUGCACCGAAGCUGCCACCACCGGGAUACGAGGAGAGCUACCAUCCACCACCAGAAUAUCUGCCUGACAAACAGGAGAAGGAAACGUGGGAGACGCAGGACGAGGAAGACCGAGAGCGGGAUUUCCUGCCCCAAGACCACUCCGCAUUGCGACGAGUACCUGGGUAUGCAAAGUUCGUCAAAGACAAGUUUGAGAGAUGUCUUGACCUGUACCUUGCGCCCCGAGUCAGACGAAGCAAGCUCAACAUCGACCCCGAAAGUCUUUUGCCCAAGCUACCCGAUCCCAAUGAGCUGCGACCGUUUCCAUCCAUCUGUACGGCAAUGUUCAAAGGGCAUGACGGCCGGAUACGCAGCCUCAACAUUGAUCCGCAGGGCAGGUACUUGGCGACUGGAGGAGACGAUGGUACCGUCAGAGUAUGGGAGCUCCAAACCGGCAAACAGUUGCGGCGGCUCAGAUUAUCUUCGUCAGAGGCAGUCAAUCAAGUCUCCUGGCAGCCAUCACGCGAGACGUGUAUCAUUGCUGCCUGCUGCGGUGAGAAUGUCCAAUUCAUCAUUCCACAAGGCGACAUCUGCAACCCGCAGCAGGACCGCCGUAGCAGAGAGGUGCUCGACUCAGGCUUCGGCUACGCCACCUCAAACCCGUCAAAGACCGCCGCCGGCGUCGACAAGCCCUCCUCCGCCAACUGGCUCCGGCCCUCCACCACCCUGCAAGAUAAAGGCGUCCUCCUAACCCUCACACUCCGCUCUACCCCAAAAACCCUCGCCUGGCACCGUCGCGGCGACUACUUCUCCACUGUCUCGCCCUCCACAGCCGCCACCUCCACCGCCGUUGCGAUCCACACCCUCUCCAAACACCAGACCCAGCACCCCUUCCGGCGCCUCAAAGGCCUCGCGCAAACCGUCUGCUUCCACCCUUCCAAGCCCCUUUUCUUCGUCGCCACUCGCCAACGCGUCCGCGUCUACGACCUCCAGCAACAGCGUCUCGAGAAGGAACUCCAGCCUGGCGCGCAAUGGAUUUCCGACAUAAGCCUGCACCCGCUCGGCUCGAACUUGCUGGUAUCAUCAUACGACAAACGACUGCUAUGGCACGACCUCGACCUAGCAGCUACACCGUACAAAACUCUCCGAUACCACAGCAAGGCUAUCCGAAGCGUCAAAUUCCACCCUAGCUUGCCGCUCUUCGUGGACGGGAGUGACGAUGGCACUCUGCAAGUCUUCCAUGGGAAUGUGAUGGGCGAUAGUUUGGAGAACGCGACGGUGGUGCCGUUGAAGGUGCUGAGGGGCCAUAAGGUGGUGAAGAAUUUGGGCGUGUUGGAUGUCGAGUGGCAUCCAAGGGAGGCGUGGUGUGCUCUUUCGGGGUACAUGUAG